This is a messenger RNA of Morus notabilis, 3479 nucleotides long. RefSeq names its product protein SPA1-RELATED 3. Gene Ontology annotation, molecular function: protein binding; protein kinase activity; ATP binding. NCBI's taxonomy places the organism in Eukaryota, Viridiplantae, Streptophyta, Magnoliopsida, Rosales, Moraceae. The coding region runs from base 437 to 3190 and encodes 917 amino acids. The record is from RefSeq and is a predicted model, not a curated record. The transcript has 7 exons. Gene Ontology annotation, biological process: photomorphogenesis; protein phosphorylation.
UCUCUCUCUCUCUCUCUCUGACAUUUAUUGAAGGAUAGUUUGACUCUACUAUGUUCUUGAAAGAUUUUGUGGAGUGUCUCUUUAUGGGGUUGUUCUUGGGCUGAUCCUACUUUUUUUUUCUUGGGUUGUCUGUGGUUGGGAAUUGCAUAUACUUUUGUGUGAUUAUGAAUUGUUUUGUGGGUAUUGAGGAUUGUUGUAAAUUUUUUUAAGUAAUUGUUGUUGUUGCACUAUUUCUUUAUUGGGUUUGUUAUUGGUCGAGUACUUGCUUUGUUAACUGUUCUGAAAAAUUCUAAAGAAAAGUGGAGAAGGCUGUACUGCUGAAACGAGGAAGUGGGGUUCAUCAUUUUGUGCCUCUGAAUCGAGUUUUUGAUGUUUUGAUGGAGGAGAGAGAGAGUGUGUAAAUAGAAGUUGUAUAGAGGGCACUUUGGUUUAGUGGAUGUGUAAGUUAUGGCCUUCAUGCAGUUCUAGAUGGAUAACCACAAUGGAGGGUUCCUCUGAAUCUGCUCGUAAGAAGUCUAGUAGCUCUAGGGAGUUGAACAGUUCAAGGUUUUCGAAUCUCGAUCGCCAUGGUGGUAGUAGUGGUGGUGGUAGAACUGGCUUGUCUAGUGAUGAUGUAGUAUUCCAUGACUCUAGCUAUAACAGGAAGGGAAAAGAUGAUAAUAGGGUUUUGGUUGCUCACACCGAUUACAUUCGAAACCAUGGUGGUUUAUCCGGAGUUUGCGAGGAUGAGGUAGCGGUGAACCCUUUUGUUCGCACCGUUGAAUGGGGAGACGUUAGCCUGAGGCAGUGGUUGGAUAAACCAGACAGAUCAGUUGAUGUGUUUGAGUGCUUGCACAUAUUUAGGCAAAUAGUGGAGAUUGUGAAUGUGGCUCAUUCUCAAGGGAUUGUUGUACAUAAUGUGCGGCCUUCUUGUUUUGUUAUGUCAUCUUUCAAUCAUGUUUCCUUCAUUGAGUCGGCGUCUUGUUCGGAUUCCGGGUCUGAUACUCAUGAAGACGGAUUGAAUAGCCCGACACGAGAGGUUAAGAAUUCGUCUUUGCCCUUGUCCGGUGAUUUGCAUCAGCAGAGAAGAAGCACGGGUAGUGAAGAUCUUCGACCAUUGAUAGCUUCAACAAAUGCUCUAUCAGAAUCGAGUUGCAUGCAGUCAAGCUCAACGUAUGCAGCGCACGAAUCUUUGGUGAUCGAAACUGAAGAAAAUAGAAAUAAAGAUAGAAGGAGUACAGAAGUAGAUGAGAAAAAACAACCAUUUCCAAUGAAACAAGUAUUGCUUAUGGAGACAAAUUGGUACACUAGUCCUGAAGAGGCCACUGGUGGUCCAAGUUCAUGUGCUUCGGAUAUAUACAGACUUGGAGUUCUUCUUUUUGAGUUGUUUUGCCCAUCCAGCUCGAGAGAGGAAAAGAGUAGGACGAUGUCUAGUUUGAGACAUCGAGUUCUUCCUCCGCAAUUGCUUCUCAAAUGGCCAAAAGAAGCUUCAUAUUGCUUAUGGUUACUUCAUCCUGAACCAACGAGUCGUCCAAAAAUGGGUGAAUUAUUACAAAGUGAGUUCCUAAAUGAGCCAAGAGAUGAUUUAGAAGAACGUGAAGCGGCCAUAGAGCUUAGAGAGCGUAUAGAGGAGCAAGAGUUGUUCCUAGAGUUUCUUCUGCUUAUACAACAAAGAAAGCAGGAAGCUGCUGAUAAGUUGCAAGACACACUCUCUUUCCUGUGUUCUGAUAUUGAAGAAGUCAUGAAGCAGCAAACAAUUCUGAAGAAAAAGAGUAGUUCAUGUCCCGAUCUAGUGAAGGAAGAUAACUCAACAUCAAGUCUCCCUUUAAUGAAUGUUGUUCAUGAUGAUGAUUGUUUGGGGUCCAGAAAACGAUUUAGACCAGGAUUGCCGAUUCUUGACAUGGAGGAAUGUGAUGAUAAUAUAGAUGGUGAUCAGAAGUCAGACACUGAAAACCUAGAAAGCAUUCUUUUUAAAAGUUCUCAGUUGAUGAAGAACUUCAAGAAGCUAGAGGCUGCAUAUUUUUUGACAAGAUGCAGGCCAACUAAGCUGUCAGGGAAACACAUGAUUAAACAUUCACCGAUUAGCAGUGAUGGGAGGGGUUCUGCUGUUGUAACUGAAAGAAGUUCUGUUAAUAAUUUGGCAUCAAAAGAUCGGGGUUACGAUGGUAGACAAGGUGGUUGGAUUAAUCCAUUCUUGGAGGGUUUGUGCAAGUAUCUAUCUUUCAGUAAAUUGAAAGUUAAGGCAGAUUUGAAGCAAGGGGAUCUUUUAAAUUCUUCAAACCUUGUAUGCUCGCUUAGUUUUGAUCGUGAUGGAGAAUUAUUUGCUACAGCUGGUGUUAAUAAGAAAAUUAAAGUAUUUGAAUUUGACGCAAUUACGAAUGAUGAUCGUGAUAUCCACUAUCCAGUGGUAGAAAUGGCUAGUAGGUCAAAGCUUAGUAGUAUUUGUUGGAAUAGUUAUAUAAAGAGUCAGAUUGCUUCAAGUAACUUUGAAGGUGUGGUCCAGAUAUGGGAUGUGACAAGAAGUCAAGUGCAAAUGGAGAUGAGAGAGCAUGAGAGGCGUGUGUGGUCAAUUGACUUUUCCUCGGCAGAUCCAACAUUGCUGGCCAGCGGGAGUGAUGAUGGUUCUGUCAAGCUAUGGAGUAUCAAUCAGGGCGUGAGCAUUGGUACAAUCAGAACGAAGGCAAAUGUCUGCUGCGUUCAGUUUCCUUUGGACUCCGGUCGGUCUAUUGCAUUUGGUUCAGCAGACCACAAGAUUUAUUACUAUGAUCUACGAAGUGCAAAGGUUCCUCUCUGCACAUUAAUUGGUCACAAUAAAACUGUGAGUUAUGUCAAGUUUGUAGAUGCAACAAAUCUUGUGUCGGCAUCCACUGAUAACUCUCUGAAGCUUUGGGAUUUGUCAACUUGUACAUCUCGGGUUAUUGACACUCCACUCCAAUCCUACACAGGUCACAUGAAUGUUAAGAACUUUGUAGGUUUGUCAGUUUUUGAUGGUUACAUUGCUACAGGCUCAGAGACAAACGAGGUUUUCGUUUACCAUAAAGCUUUUCCCAUGCCGGCGUUAUCAUUUAAGUUCAACAACCCCGACCCACUUUCUGGCCACGAAAUGGACGAAUCCACACAGUUUAUCUCAUCUGUUUGUUGGCGCGGCCAGUCCAACACCUUACUCGCUGCGAAUUCAACCGGUAACAUAAAAAUUUUGGAGAUGGUUUGAGUCUGAACUUGUGCAACCCCUAGCGAUUCAGGAUCCUAGUAUGGAGUAAAAGUUCGGUUAAACGGAAAAAUGAUGUAAAGAAAUCUCAUACCAGAGAAGCUUGUGUAGCUCUUAGGCGAGGCUGAAAAUAGCCCACCCAAAACUGAAAGAUUGCGAGCAGCAUAACAAAAUUUUGGUAUUAGAUUAUAGCGGAUGUGGUUGUUGUGAAGAGUGAGAACAUUCUUGUUCAAAUAAUCUGUAGAUAGAAAUUCAAAGGAAAAGGAAAGGUAAAGUAGUUGUUAUUCUGUCA